Messenger RNA from Papaver somniferum (opium poppy), 1775 nucleotides. RefSeq names its product ABC transporter B family member 21-like. The transcript has 5 exons. Gene Ontology annotation, biological process: transmembrane transport. The record is from RefSeq and is a predicted model, not a curated record. Gene Ontology annotation, molecular function: ATP binding; ATP hydrolysis activity; ABC-type transporter activity. The coding region runs from base 74 to 1714 and encodes 546 amino acids. NCBI's taxonomy places the organism in Eukaryota, Viridiplantae, Streptophyta, Magnoliopsida, Ranunculales, Papaveraceae. Gene Ontology annotation, cellular component: membrane.
AGAGAUACCGGUUCUUCUGCUAGGUGCUAUAGCUGCAGCUAUCAAUGGAGUUAUAUUUCCGGCUUUCGCUUUAAUGCUUUCUGGAAUAAUUAAGACGUUCUUUGAACCUCCAAGUGAGCUUAAGAAGGAUUCAAGGUUUUGGGCAUUGAUGUGUAUUGUCCUAGGUGUUGCAUCACUGAUAACAUCACCAGCAAGAACAUAUUUCUUUGCUGUGGCAGGAUGCAAGUUGAUAAAUCGUAUACGGUCCAUGUGUUUUGAAAAGAUUGUUCAUUUGGAUAUUGAUUGGUUUGAUGAGCCUGAGCACUCCAGUGGGGCGAUUGGGGCUAGGCUCUCUGCAGAUGCAGCAACAGUUCGCAGUCUUGUUGGAGACGCACUAGGAUUGAUGGUUCAGAACAUAGCUACCCUUAUUGCUGGUCUGGGUAUCGCUUUUGAAGCAAACUGGAAGUUGGCUUUCAUAAUCCUUGUUUUCAUACCUUUAGUAGGAGUAAAUGGAUGGGUUCAGAUGAAAUUCAUGAAAGGAUUUAGUGCAGAUGCAAAGAUGAAGUACGAGGAAGCAAGUCAAGUUGCUAAUGAUGCUGUUGGGAGUAUAAGGACUGUUGCAUCAUUUUGUGCUGAAGAGAAGGUUAUGAAAUUGUAUGAAAGCAAGUGCGAAGGCCCGGAGAGGGCAGGGAUUAGGCAAGGGGUGAUCAGUGGACUAGCUUUCGGGGUUUCAUUUUUCUUGUUAUUUUGUGUCUAUGCGGCUAGUUUCUACAUUGGUGGAAGACUAGUUGAGGAUGGUCAAACAACAUUCCCAAAGGUUUUUCGUGUAUUCUUCGCUCUGAUUUUUACUGGAGUUGGUGUGGCUUCAUCAAGCUCAAUGUCAUCAGAUACCACUAAAGCCAAGUCUUCAGCUGCAUCAGUAUUUGCAAUUCUUGACCAAAUCCCAAAAAUAAACUCGAGCAACGACUCUGGAAUGAUACUAGAAGAUGUAGAGGGUCGAAUUGAGUUUAAACAUGUCAGUUUUAAGUACCCGAUAAGGCCCGAUGUCCAAAUAUUCCGUGAUAUUUGCUUGUCCAUCCAUGCAGGAAAGACAGUAGCUCUGGUUGGAGAGAGUGGAAGCGGUAAAUCAACUGUGAUAUCAUUGUUGCAACGAUUUUAUGAUCCUGAUUCUGGUCAGAUUACAGUAGAUGGAGUCGAAAUUCAAAAGUUUCAGGUGAGAUGGUUGAGGCAACAAAUGGGUUUGGUAAGUCAAGAACCCGUUUUAUUCAAUGAUACAAUUCGUGCCAACAUUGCAUAUGGUAAGGAAGGUAAUGCAAAAGAGACGGAAAUAUUAGCAGCAGCGGAGCAAGCGAAUGCUCAUAAGUUCAUUAGUGGGAUACAACAGGGGUAUGAUACAAUAGUAGGAGAGCGAGGAGUUCAAUUAUCAGGUGGGCAAAAGCAAAGAGUAGCAAUAGCACGAGCUAUAGUGAAGCGGCCAAAGGUAUUACUAUUAGAUGAGGCAACAAGUGCACUUGAUGCAGAAUCGGAACGCAUAGUUCAAGAUGCUUUAGACCGAGUCAUGGUCAACCGCACCACAAUUGUGGUGGCUCACAGGUUAACGACGAUUAGAAAUGCUGAUGCAAUAGCAGUUGUCAAAAAUGGAGUUAUAGCUGAGAAAGGAAAUCAUGAUACUUUGAUGAAUAUCAAGAAUGGAGCAUAUGCAUCUCUUGUAGCACUGCAUAUGAGUGCUUCAUAGUGGUAUUUUCAAAAUACCUUCUAUAUCCUUUUAUUUCUUAUCUUAACCAUUCUUUUAUUCU